Messenger RNA from Hemiscyllium ocellatum (epaulette shark), 4972 nucleotides. RefSeq names its product mitogen-activated protein kinase kinase kinase 22 (gene map3k22). Gene Ontology annotation, molecular function: protein kinase activity; protein binding; ATP binding. Gene Ontology annotation, biological process: protein phosphorylation. The coding region runs from base 694 to 2406 and encodes 570 amino acids. The record is from RefSeq and is a predicted model, not a curated record. The transcript is spliced from 17 exons. NCBI's taxonomy places the organism in Eukaryota, Metazoa, Chordata, Chondrichthyes, Orectolobiformes, Hemiscylliidae.
UUUCACACGGAAAAUACAGGAGAAGGAGAGAAAAGCACGAAUCAGAACACAGGGGAAACUCAGAGAAAGUUUGGAGACUGCAGGGAGUGAAGUAAUCAAGCUUGGAAGAGUUGGUGGGCGAGUGGAUUCCGCAACUAUCUUGCAAAGAAAGAAACCCAACAGUUAGAGGAACAAAAAAAAACCUUUUUAAAUUCAUUCUCUCUCUUCCCCCCCCCCCCCUUUUCGUUUGGGUAAAGAGUUGCAACUGUCACCUUAGGUCGAGGGUGGGCUCUCAGCUGUUCCCCAGAACAGGAGAGAAUCCCCCACCCCCUCAGUUCGUGCUAGCACGGUUAAUCGAACUAGUUCCUGUAUCUUAACAACGACACCCAAAAAAAGCCCGAAUAAAGAGGAAGACACUGCGGACGUGAGUAAGUGAGAGAGAGAGAGAGAGAGAGAAACAAAACCUCCACUGCAGAAAAUGCAACGAUCAAUUUGAGCUGAAUAUUUUGAGCGUGACUUGGUGAUGGGAAGAUAGUCCAGAGUUUGCUACUUUAACAAACAGAAAGCUUGUCCUCAUGUUGACAGUAAGCAUGGAUGAACAGGAAGCUCUGAAUUCAAUUAUGAAAGAUCUGGUUGCUUUGGGCAAGUGCAGAAAGUUGCUAAAUUAUGACAUCAGCAAAAACAAUCAGAAUGAGGUAAGGAUCAAGUUUGAGCAUGAAGGAGAAAAAAAGGAUCAUGCAGUUUUCUAGACCAGUGAAAUUGAAAGAUAUGCUACAAAAAGUCAGCGAUGCCUUUGGACAGCAAAUGGAGCUACACUUCAUUAAUAAUGAGCUUCGCACUCCACUACGAUGCCAAAAUGAAUUGGACAAAGCAGUUGAGCACUUGGAUCUCAACUCUAAUAUGAAGAGUCUGAGGAUUUUGGUUAUGCCUCGAAAGAACAGCCAUGUGAACUGUAAAACCACAGAGAAGCUGCCUGAAAUUAGAAUGGCAAAAUCUAUGGCAGACUUGUUCGAAUCAUUGUAUAAUGGGAGUGAGCGUCAUCGGAAGCUCUCAACAGGUUCCCUACACACGGGACGUAGCUCACCUCCACCCGGCAGUGUUCCCGAUGGACAGCAGCAGUUUGUACGGCAAGGAUCUUAUGCCAGUAUCCACAGCGAGGGAGAAUUCAUCCCAGAGUCGUUGGAACAAAAUGUCUUGGAUCCGUUCAGCAGUGCUGAGGCAUCGCUAUCUGGAAGUUGUCAGUCGCUGGAUAGAUCAAUAGACAGCCCAUCCUUCAGCCAGCCUGGAGUUGCAAAGAGUUAUACCGAUGAAUGCUUCAACUUCAAAGAACCUGCCAACCGCUAUUGUGAAAGAGCAGGAAAAGGUGGGACAUACCCACGGCAGUAUCACGUCUCAAAUCACCGCAAGGACUAUAGUGAUGGGAGAAGAACAUUUCCCCGGAGCUUCAUUCAUCAGGAAAAUCUUUUCCAACUGGUUCCUUCCAGUAGAUCUCACAGUGCAAAUGGGGACAGCAUGGGGGGUACCCUGCAGUAUGAUGAGAGCCGAACAAUUCGAUGGGGCAAUGAAGAUAAAAAUUGCCUGAAAGUUCAUGACAGGCACUUGACUUCAGUGUUAGCCCCUCGAGCUCCUAUUAACUGGAGACUGGGGAAGUUCCUUGGCCGUGGAGCAUUUGGAGAAGUUUACCUGUGCUAUGAUGCAGACACAGGCAGGGAACUGGCAGUCAAGCAGGUGGCUUUUGAUGCAGAUAGCCAAGAGACAAGCAAGGAAGUCAGUGCUUUGGAAUGUGAAAUACAGUUACUAAAGAACCUCCAUCACGACAGGAUAGUGCAGUAUUAUGGAUCGCUACGGGAUACAAUGGAAAGAAAACUGUCCAUCUUUGUAGAAUAUAUGCCAGGAGGCUCUGUCAAGGACCAAUUGAAGGCUUAUGGAGCACUCACUGAGAAUGUAACGCGAAAGUACACCAGACAGAUCCUAGAAGGGGUUUCCUAUCUCCACAGCAAUAUGAUUGUACACCGAGAUAUAAAAGGUGCCAACAUUUUGAGGGACUCUGCAGGGAAUGUCAAACUGGGUGAUUUUGGAGCCAGUAAACGUUUGCAAACUAUCUGUAUGUCGGGGAUUAAAUCGGUAACUGGAACACCCUACUGGAUGAGCCCCGAGGUUAUUAGUGGGGAAGGAUAUGGAAGGAAAGCAGAUGUCUGGAGUGUAGGGUGCACCAUUGUGGAAAUGUUAACUGAGAAGCCUCCUUGGGCAGAAUUCGAAGCCAUGGCUGCCAUCUUCAAAAUUGCCACCCAGCCAACCAAGCCUCACCUACCAGAUAAUGUCUCAAACUCAUGCCGUGCAUUCCUGAAGCAAAUAUUCGUAGAAGAGAAACGGAGACCAUCUGCAGAAGAACUUCUGAGACAUACAUUUGUUCAGUAUAACCUCUAGUCAAGUGAUCUUUGGAGCUAUGAAGAGUUGGUAUCCCACUGAGUAGGACUUUGAAAUUACUCCCAACUCUUAUAAAGAUGCUUCCAAAAAAAAGGCAUUUUAGUUUUGUACAUAUUUUUGUAAAAAAAAGAUACAAAAUACAAAUCAAUGCAAUUGCACACUCUGCUUUUUUUUUAACUUACUGUGACAUAAUUAUAUCUAUCAGCAUUGUAGAGAAGUGAGUCAGUCACAAGGUAGAAAAGCUGGAAAAAUCCACUUAAGGCAAAAUUUUUUUGCGUCUUAGUUUUGUUCAGAGUUUUUGGAAAGAGUUUUUUAAAAAUUUCUUACUAAAUUCGACACAUCAACUCGCUACCCUGCACUGUGGCACCCCGAUAGCUUGAAUCUCACCCCCAUUUUAAAAUGAACAACUCCUGGAACAAGUCGUCACUGCCAGAAUAUCCCAGAAUUGAUCGGCAUCCCUGAUGCCAGCAUUAUCUUUAAAAAGCGCUUGUGCCCUCGGCCAAACUCGGACAAGAACUGUUGGUCCACAGCUGCCCAACACAGUUGUUGACAUUUGCGUGGACAUGGCAAACAAGGGACAUGUGAUGUCCUGCUUUGCGGUGGAAAUUCUGCUGUGUUGGGUGGUUCAUUAUCAGGACAUCCUUUUCCCCUGGAUCAGCAGAGGAAGCCAUGAUACCAGACCACGCCAGCCUGCUUUGACAUUGCCACUUGGGUCAGUGCAGUCUCAAAGUCUGGAGGAAUACACAGCAAUGUCUCCAUUCUCCACUCUGCCAGUGUUAGAACCACCGUGCGCAUUCACUGUAUCUCCGCUACUGUACCCACCUCCCACCAAGGCUCAAGUUUUACCAUUGUCAGUAUUGCCCACAACCCCUUCCCUCACUUGCUGUUACCUACUCCGGACUCCAACAACACAAUGCCUAUCUGCUUUCUGCUCUACCCACUUACUCACUCGGACAUCUCCCCAGCUGCACAAAACUAAAACAGCUUUUUCAUCAACCUUCCACUCACUUAAUACCUGUUUCACCCUCAUUCCAGAUUGGGAACAGCUCAUAAUAUGAAAGAAAUGUGUAUGUGUUUUUCUCUCAGAAGGCUUGAGUCAUUGGAAUUCCCUUUCUCAAAAGGCAGCGACUGCAGCUUCUUCUUCAGCUCCACAUUCUUGACUCUGAUCUUCAGCAUCUGCAGUCCUCACUUUCUCCUAGGUGUUAUAGACUGACAUACGGCCUACUCAUGUUCCUUCAUCGUAAAGUGUCAAGUGUCAUUCAACUCCCCACCCUCUAUGAGGAGAGAAUCCUGAAUCUGACCACUCGACUGGCUGAUUGACCAUGUCCAAGCCCCUGAACUGGUAAGGGAGGAUGUCCUUGUCCCUCCAGGACCCUGUGUGCCAAGACCCUCUGAUCAAAGGCCAUUGACCUGGCUGAGGAUUGCUGACAACCAUGAUAGGUUUCCUGUCUGCACUACAAGUACUGUGAACCUGGUAUCUCUGGCUGAGUGAUGAAGCAAUGUGAAGCAGGGAUGAUAUGAGCAUCCAGGUACACUGAGUGAAUGAGCGCUAUGAAAGUUAGCAAACAAGCUGGAGAUGUCGCGUGGCCCAGUACGGCAAGCUGAGUGCGUGAUUUCUGAGCACACAAUAAUAUUCUGACAGCAACAUUACAAUGAUAUUUGCCGAUAUGACUCAAAGUGCAGUGUUGUGCAGAAGUGAAUCAACAAUGUGCCAUGGGUUCUUAGAGGCUGACACAUGUUGAAUACCACAUCUGUGAAUGUGGGAUUCAUAUGGCCAGUGCUUAUGGAGUUUGGUGACAAAGCCAGAAUAAGCUGAGGUCACCAGUUACAGGCUCUAACAUCUGUAUCAACAUUUGCAUCAUUUGGCUUGUUUGCUAAGACAGGAAGCUGAAUAUUAAUGAGGCGAAUUGUGGCAUUAAUAGAUGUUUAAUAAGCAAUAAUCUUCAAUGUGUAACUCGGCAUUGCCAGGUGAGAAAAUCUCCCCCUACCCCACUGCUCGGCGGAUGCAGAAAACAGACAGCAAUAAGGUCCUCACGUCAAGAGGCCUUGCCAGAUAUUUCAAGCAAUUCCAUCACAAACCCCACCAUUGCCCAUGUCAUUUAUGUCCUUCUAAGAUCUUACGAUAUGUCUUCAGAUUUUGUUCUUAGCUUUUUGUGUUUUGUACAGUUUUUCCAAAACCAGACUCUCUCAUCUUCCUGGUGUCUAAAGCACAACUAUACAUUGCACUCAACAGUCGAAUGACGUCACAGUGUGACUGAUAGGAUUGUAUCUCUUGAUCCGAAAGGAAACAUUAUCAAAAUCCCCCGAGGUUGUAUCCAUUCUGCACUUCCACCUUUGGGUUAACAAGGGAAAGAUGGGCCAUAUAUUCGGUUAAAGGAAUGUAAACAAAACGUUGGCCCUUACAACUAAAUUACUCUGUUGCUGAGCCUUUCUUUAACCGUUUUACCCCUAUUCACUUACUAUUAGGCUGUAUAUAAUCAUGACAUUUCAAUAUAACUUUGUUUAUUUGAGAGCCAUGUUGAAUUUUGUAAAAAAAAGUAAUCCUUUCACUGGAUGGAAAUAAACG